Vanessa atalanta (red admiral) is the source of this 862-nucleotide messenger RNA. RefSeq lists its product as uncharacterized. The record is from RefSeq and is a predicted model, not a curated record. The transcript has a single exon. Gene Ontology annotation, molecular function: nucleic acid binding. Bases 110 to 862 code for a protein of 250 amino acids. NCBI's taxonomy places the organism in Eukaryota, Metazoa, Arthropoda, Insecta, Lepidoptera, Nymphalidae. Gene Ontology annotation, biological process: DNA integration.
AGGUCGUGGUGCGAAAGUAAUUAAAUGCUAUUUAUGCUUAUUUAUUUGUUUACGUUACAAAUGCGUACAUUUAGAAGCAGUUAGUGACCUAACAAAAGAUGCUUUUAUAAUGACUUUAAGACGUUUCGUGUCACGUCGAGGCAAGCCAGUGGAAAUAUGGUGUGACAAUGGUCGUAACUUCGUAUCAGCCGCCAAGGAGUUAAAUUCUUUUUUAAAAAAUAAUCAACAAUCUCUAAUUGACUUUGCAACCCACGAGAAAAUUAAAUUCAUAUUUAGUCCUCCGUACGCUCCUCACUUUGGAGGAAUCUGGGAAGCAGGGGUCAAAUCUGCUAAAUUCUUUAUAAAGCGCGCCAUGGGCAAUUCUCAUUUAACAUUUGAGGAAAUUUCUACAUUAUUUGCACAAGUGGAGUCUAUAUUAAACAGUCGUCCUUUACAUCCAUUAUCAACCUCUCCUGACGAUUUCCUUGCUCUUACUCCUGGUCACUUUCUUAUUGGGAGGCCGUUGACUGCGUUACCAUCGCCCGAUUUGAAGACAGAAAAUCUCACUACCACGCAGCGUUACGCUCGAUUAGAACAAAUCCGACAACACUUCUGGCGACGCUGGCAAAAGGAAUAUAUAUCUGAGCUGCAGCAGCGGACGAAAUGGAGAACAAAUCUUGCCAAGCUCAAUAUAGGGGAUUUGGUUUUAAUUCAAGAAGAUGAUGUGCCCCCUUUAUCCUGGCGUCUCGGGAGAAUAACUCAUCUGUAUCCGGGACCAGACGGAGUGCAUCGGGUAGCAGACAUUAAGACCACACGAGGUUCCAUUCGAAGACCAGUGGUGCGGAUCUGCCCUCUUCCGAAAGCUGAAGAUCUUCAAUGUUGA